AUGUCUAGUAGUUCCGAACGCACCGUAACAACCAUCUCCUCCCCGAACAAUUCCACCUCCCUAACGAGCACGCACCAUUUUGUGUCGCUCAAACUCACACACAGGAACUACUUAUAUUGGCGUACGCAGGUGAUCCCGUUUCUUCGGGGUCAAGGAUUAUUGGGAUUCAUUGAUGGCACGCGGUCACAGCCUUCGCCGUUUUUGGAGAUCCCCGCCGGCGACACGCCAAGUGGUGGUGUCUCAACCACGGAGAAUCCGGCCUACGCUACAUGGGUGCAACAGGAUGCGUCCAUUCUUUCCCUGCUGAUCUCCUCCCUGUCUAAGGAGGUGAUGUACCUCGCGCUCGGGCAAACCACCGCACGUGGUGUAUGGACAGCCGCAGAGACAGCAUUAGGGUCUUCCACGCAGGUCCGCUACCUGAAUCUGCUCGGGCAGAUCCAGUCUCUCCGUCAAAGCGAUAGCUCCACCUCCGAAUACUUAGGGAGGGCGCAGCACCUUGUUCAGGACCUUGCACUGGCCGGGAGAUUGCUCACGCCAUCGGAGCAGAACCUUUAUGUGUUUCGGGGGCUGCGGCCUGAGUUCCGCGCUAUGGCCUCCGCAUUAGCGAUCAACGGCACGCCGGUGUCGAUUCCACAGCUGGCGGAUUAUCUUCAAGCACAGCAGUUCAUCCACGAGGAUGACUUCCCGACGUAUUCCCCAGCAGCAUCGGCCGGGAAUCCCUCCGCAAUGUACGCGGGACGCGGCCGUCGUCAACAAGGAGAGGGCGGCCGGCAGUCGCGUGGUGGCGGUGGGCGCAGCAACCAGCGCGGCGGCAGAAGCGGCCGCGGCCGGAAUGGUGGCGGGUUGCGCUGCCAAAUAUGCAGUAAGCAGGGGCACUCCGCUGCUUUUUGUUACCGGAGAUACUCCGAACCGCCGCCCACGGCGCACAUGGCCGUAGCAAGAGGCGGAUCGCCGUCAACAGCCUCUUCCGCGGUGACGACCUGGCUGCCGGACACAGGAGCAUCAAUGCAUGCCACGCCGGACUCCAGUGUCCUCACGCAAUCCGAGGAGUACCAUGGUGACGAUGUUUUGCGAGUGGGCGAUGGCACAGGUUUGGCCAUCUCGCGUGACUGCAUCACUAAGGCGGUUUUGCUUAAAGGGCCAAGCUCUGGGGGCUUGUACUCGUUGUCUAUUCCCAGUGCUCAUUAUGCGUUCGUGUCGGCUCGUGCCACGUCCCUGUUCCCAAAUUAUGUUCCCCGUGUCAACUUGGCAAGUCUGCCCGAUUUCCUUUAG
This is a messenger RNA of Ipomoea nil (Japanese morning glory), 1272 nucleotides long. RefSeq lists its product as uncharacterized. The transcript is spliced from 3 exons. Lineage: Eukaryota; Viridiplantae; Streptophyta; Magnoliopsida; Solanales; Convolvulaceae. The record is from RefSeq and is a predicted model, not a curated record. The coding region runs from base 1 to 1272 and encodes 423 amino acids.